Rotaria socialis is the source of this 1161-nucleotide messenger RNA. The record is from the annotation of a GenBank genome assembly. Lineage: Eukaryota; Metazoa; Rotifera; Eurotatoria; Philodinida; Philodinidae.
AUGUGGGGCGAUGCACAGAAUGAAUUAUCUAAAUUGGUUGAAUUUCAUUUAUUCUCCGUGUCACAUAUUCAACAUAUUCAAUCAUUUGACAUUCAACAACUAUUUAAAGAAUGGUACAACAUGAUAAAUCCUCAUUUAGAGGAUUGCUUUCCAUCAAACUAUUCAUGUGUAGAGGACGAUUCCAUCUCACUUCAUCCAAACUCUUCUGAUAUGAAUCUUUCUUCAUUAAGUGAACAGUAUGAUUAUACGACAUGCAUCUGUCUUCACCGACCGUAUAAGAAUCCAAAUGUAACUUGGUCUUUGGAAACGGCUAUUGCCUAUACUUCUCAAGAAUUCUUAGACAAACAACAUAAGUUAAAUUCUGGUGAUGUGGGUAUAGAUUCCUUAUUCAGUUCCCAUAUUUCUCAAAAGGUACCAACUUGUAAAUAUGGUGCCGAAGAAAUAAUGCAACCAGCUGGCGAUGAUCAACUGAUCCAAUAUGCCGCGCGUGACUGCCUUUCAGCUACUAAAAUCGCUAUUGCCGUUCGACAAAGAUGGUCUAGAGCUUUACUCGAAAAAUAUUCGUCUACAAAAUCUAUUCGUACCAAUUACAGUGAUGCUCACGAAAAUAAAUAUUGCUCUAUACAACAAUCUUCAUCUAAUAAAAUUAUUUUGUCACAACAGAUAAAGAAUAACAAUGAUUAUACUUACAUAAUCGAGGAUUACGAGCCUAUUUCCGAUGAUGAUAUCAAUAAUAUAAUAAAUCCUGUUGUUGUUCCAAUUUAUAAUAUUAUGAAUCAUGAACCUGGAACUAAAAUAAGUCACAUAUUAAAUAUUGAACACGGAAAAAAACGCUCACGUGAAGCGAUUCGAAGACGUUGUCGAAAAAUAAAUACAAUAAUACAUGCACAUAGACAUGAUUUUGACGUCAUUCGUACUAUAUAUCGGUGUUUUACAAUUCGAGAAAUUGAAAACAUAUUGAAUCACCUUGAUAUAAGACAUCGCCAUUAUCACAUCCGCCGCCAUUAUCAAUCGCAUAUUGGUCUACGUUCUUACGAAGAUAAAUUAAAAUACGAACAUAUGCUUAAUCGAGAGUAUUUCACCAAUGAACAUUACAUUCGGGAACUGAAUUAUGCAUCAUCACAUUUACAUUACAUUCCCGACAAUAUCCGAAGAAAAUAA